CUUCCCUACCUUAUAUACACCACCGAUUUCCUUCGCUUGGUUGAUAGGAAGCAAUGCUGAGCUUCUUCUCUCGACUAAAGUGGGUUCGAAAGUCCAAGAAGACACAGAGCAGUAAAAAGAAGGACGAGAUCUCAAAGGUAUCGUCUAGAACAAGCGAAUCCACAAACUCCAGCUCGCAACCAAAAAUCCAGACAUCUUCAGUCUACACCAACGGAAGACGUUUUCAAGCUUACAAAGAUUGCAACUAUAUCCUGCCCAACGAUGACACAGAAAUUGACAGGUUACAUCUUGAGCAUUGGCUUAUGAAGAACGUAUUGGGCAGAAAUUUCAGUGUGCCCAUCGAACCUGAAUUGGACAGGGGUAUCAAAGUGCUGGACGCUGGUUGUGGAGGUGGUACCUGGGUUCUGGAAAUGGCUAACGAGUACCCGAACAGCGACUUCACAGGCAUUGAUGUUUCCGUUGGCUGGCCUACUGAAAUCAGACCACGCAAUAGUGAUUUCGUCGUGGGCAAUAUCGUCAGUGAAUUGCCCUUUGAAGAUAACACCUUCGAUUUCGUCUACAUGCGCUUAGUUGGUAUGGGUGUGUCCAACGAUGAAUAUCCCACUGUGUUGUAUCAUAUAUACAGAGUGCUCAAGCCUGGAGGUUGGGUAGAAUUAGUCGAAGUGGACGGUGCACAAGUAUAUCGAGGCAGAAGAUCCUCUCAAUUUUGGAACGCAGUACUUCAAUAUCUAAAAAUGCGUGGAUUCAAGACGGGUAUUGUCAAAGAUCUUUACCAGAAGGUAGAGGAUGCCGGUUUCGUCAACAUCGACGGUAUGAGAGUUCGUAUCCCUCUAGGAACCUGGGGUGGAAAGCUUGGCGAGGUUUUCGAAGAAGAUGUCUUGGGCGCCUACAGAAGUCUGCGACCUGUUAUACAGCCAAUGCUAAACUUCAGCGACGACGAUUUCCAGAGUUUGCUGGACAAUCUACCAGCGGAAAAUAACGAAGUGAGGCAAGAGAUGAACUGGUUCAGUAAUUGGGCUCAAAAACCUACCCCUGAACAGAUCAGAUUCAGAUAGAUGUAUACCUAGUAGCCAUUCGUAUAGUAAAGUGUGGCAAUAAUCAUUGUUUCUAUUACGUUGUAGCCGCCUCCCACUUUUAUCUCAUUUCUUGGGGGGUGUUUGUAUGAUUACUGUCAUAUAUAAGAGAUAGCGAGUUCGCAUCUUCAUAUUAUUGAACUUGAAUAUAUAUAUUUUAGGUAAUUAGAU
Umbelopsis ramanniana AG is the source of this 1244-nucleotide messenger RNA. RefSeq lists its product as uncharacterized. NCBI's taxonomy places the organism in Eukaryota, Fungi, Mucoromycota, Umbelopsidomycetes, Umbelopsidales, Umbelopsidaceae. Bases 54 to 1055 code for a protein of 333 amino acids. Gene Ontology annotation, molecular function: methyltransferase activity. The transcript has 7 exons. The record is from RefSeq and is a predicted model, not a curated record.